AUGUCUAAUUCAGAUAGACUAAAACAUAAAGCAAAACUGCAAAGCUCAGUUUCAUCAGCAGUGUUGGAACAGCCAGCAGAUCUAUCUACACCAGCAUCUCUUCGAUCAUCACUUCUUAUCUCUUCAUCUUUUUCUCUUUCACCAACACAUGAAUCUGGUUUUAACGUUGUUUCAAAUUCAGAAGAUAACAAUCAUAACACUAACCAGAGGGAAUCAAUCUCUAAUGCUGAUGUAUUAGAUCCGAAUUUGUCCUUUCUAUAUUAUUUGGAGACAGCUGAACAAAUAAAAGAUCAAGACGAAUUUGUUGAGCGACAAACAUCCUCUCAUUUGGGUGAGUUAAAUACUAGUGUGUCUGCACUAAAAUAUUUAAAUGAUAAUACCCCUAUAUCAGAUUCUUGGCACAACGUAGAGAAGAAUGAACUAUUUGAAGAUAAGGUCAAAUUUAAUUUCAAUCCAGGUCAUUACAAAAAUAAUAAUAGUAAUAAUAAUGAUAAUGUGGGCAUUUUGUCUUCUACUGAUACAUCCUCUGAAGAAGAAUCACAACGCGAAUUAUCUAUUCCUUCAUUGUUGACAGUCUCUAAUUUAAAUGAGGAAAGGGUUUUUUCACACAUAGUUUCACAUCAAGAAAUUAGCUUCUCCGCAGCGAGUCUGCCUCACCCAACAAAUGUGGUAAAUAUAAGUGAUAACAACAUUCAAGACAUCAUUAUUGAUGAAGAUUUAAAUUUAAAUAAUAUUGUUACAAAAAGUUUGAGUUCAAGUUCAAAUUCUUUUAUAAUGCCAAAAUUAUCAUUUAAGAAUAAAACAAGUUCAUUAACAUUAAAAUUUAACAAACGAUAUGAUAAAAAACACUAUAUUCUUAUCUCAGGUAGACACGGUUUACAUUUUUUUAAGUCUAUUCCCAUGGAAUAUCAACAAUUUUUCCAAUUACCAACUAGUCACGAUCCAAAGGAUUUUGAACAGUAUUAUGGACUCAUAAUUAUUGUGAAAGAGUUGAGAGAAUUAAUCACGUUACUAAAUAGAGUCUCAAAACUUGAUGGUGGCGGUCCACCUUUAAUAGUUCUGUAUCAUAAUGAUCAAAGAGUACAAGUUAAGAAUAUCAUCAAGUCAUUUCUAAGGAAACAAUUGAUUUCAUUAUAUUAUCCACCUAUUGAUAUCAAUAAUGAAAAAGAAUUGAAUAACUUAUUUCAUGUGAUUAAGCUGUCAUUAUCUAAUGAAAAACAAACAGAGAUAAAUUUAGGGGAAAUGCAGUCACUUAAUGAGCAAGAUUCAUAUGAUUUAUCCCUAUCAAGUGCAUUGUCAUCAUCUUUUGAAAGUCAGGAUAAUUUUAAUAAUGGAUUAAAGAAAAGAAGGAAACGGAAGAGACAAGGACCUGAGGAAAUAACUAGAAGAGCUAAUAUAUCUAAGAAAGAAAAAAGCUGUAGUAUAAAUAAUAAUAUUAGUAAAAAAGGUAUAAAAAAUGAACGAAAACAAUGGUUUAAUUAUAUCUCCACUAAAUGGAUUAUUUGGGGAAUAUCAAUUUCAGCCGGUAUUAGUGCAGCAUAUUAUAUUAAACAUAGUUAUAAUAUUAAUAAAGACACGUUUCCAUUUAUCAGAGUUAUUUUAGAUGCAGAAUUUUUUAAGAAGUUAAAGAAAACUUCAUUAACAAAAAUUGUUGGUUCACUAUUCCCGACCGCCAAACCACAGAGUAUGGAACAACAGGAAUACCCUAUUACAUCAACAUCAGUUAGUAAUACUAAUUCUACAAGCAUUAGGGACACAUUGAAGCCUGUGUUAAACUACUGUUUUAAUUUCAUAAAGUAUCCAUUAAUAAAAGUAAACAAUUUUAUUAGAAACACUAUUGUAGCCACAAAAAAAUGUUAUAAUGUUCCUUUAGAAAAAUUUAGUAAGAUCGAUAAUUGGAAUGUUGACGAUUCUAACAAUUUUAUUACAUUAAGUUAUAUUACCAUUUAG
Messenger RNA from Arxiozyma heterogenica, 1950 nucleotides. RefSeq names its product mitophagy protein ATG32 (gene ATG32). The record is from RefSeq and is a predicted model, not a curated record. NCBI's taxonomy places the organism in Eukaryota, Fungi, Ascomycota, Saccharomycetes, Saccharomycetales, Saccharomycetaceae. The transcript has a single exon. The coding region runs from base 1 to 1950 and encodes 649 amino acids.